UUAUAUUUGUUUCCAUACUCAAAUUUUGAACUUUCACUGUAAAAAUGGAAAUGCCCACAAGAAUUGCAUACUCAAAAUUGAGCUUUUAUCUGAAUAAAUGGAAAUGCCCACAAGAAUCGAACUUAUGGCCAUGAGCAAAAAAAAUCGGAAAAUAUGAAAUAUUUUUUCAAAUCAAUAUUAAUUAUCAAACACAAAUAUGUAUAUUUCUUGGCCGCUCAUACCCCUAAUAUAUAGGAGUCAAAUACAAAAACAAUCCUCAAAAUCCUUACAUUUUUCUAUUUCUUAAUCAAGAGACUCUUCAAGCUAAAUGGCUUGUUCUGCCAAAACUUUAUUGGCCACUGUUCUAAUCUGGUUCUUGCAUCUUCCAUAUGCAUAUACCCUCGAGCCUCGCUGUUUAUUCAAUAGGAUUUAUCAACUAGGUGACUCCAUAUCCGACGUCGGAAAUUUGAAACGGCAAAACCCUAAAUUUGGGUGUGCUCUGCCGCCUUAUGGCCAAAACUUUUUCCACAAGGAAACCGGUCGAUGCUCUAACGGACUGUUGAUCAUUGAUUACAUCGCACAAUCAGCUCGUAUUCCUUUUCUCGGCGCCUACCUGAAUCCGAACGCUAAAUUCGAGGGUGGAGUGAACUUUGCUGUUGCUGGUUCAACUGCAUUACCUGCAGAUGUUCUAGCAAAAAGAAAAAUCUUCAAUCCGGCCACAAAUAAUUCUCUAGCUGCACAGCUUGAUUGGAUGUCAACUUAUUUUAACACAACAUGUUACAAAAGUUCAGAUUGCACUAAGAAACUCAAAUCAUCUCUCUUUAUGGUUGGAGAGAUUGGAGGCAAUGAUUAUAAUUAUGUAUUAUUGCAAAAUAAAACUAUUCAAGAUGUUAAUUCAAUGGUGCCUGAGGUUGUCCUAGCCAUUAAAGAUGCUGUUAAGAACAUGAAGACAAACACAAUAAUUUUGAAUGUUGUUAUAGUUGUCUCAUUGUUAGUCCUUUGUUGCAAAGCACAGGAUCUCAAGGCUUGUAAAUUUGAUAGAAUAUAUCAAUUAGGUGAUUCUCUUUCGGAUACCGGAAAUUCUAUAGUGGAACUCCCUCAAGCUUAUCAUGCUCGAUUGCCUUAUGGUGAAACUAUCGGAAAGGCAACCGGUAGAGCUUCAGACGGAUAUUUAAUGAUUGAUUAUAUAGCACAAUCUGCUGGUCUUCCACUGCUCGAGCCCUACGAGAAUUUAAAUUCAACAUUAAUUUAUGGAGCUGAUUUUUCAGUUGCUGGCGUCACAGCCUUAUCUAUGGAAAAACUAUUAGAACUAAAACUUGAUCUCGGAUACUCUAAUAGCUCUCUUAGUGUUCAGCUUGAAUGGCUUAGAAAAACUCUAUCGUACGUCUGCAAUGCUACUAAAGAUUGUCAAGAGAAACUGAAAUCGUCCCUGUUUGUGGUUGGAAUUGGACCAAAUGAUUAUAGUCGUGCACUGUGGACGGGCGGCAGUAUUGACAAAAUUAAGGCAAUAAUGACACCAGUAGUUGUGCAAACCAUUAAAGAUGGUAUACAAACAAUGAUCAACUAUGGUGCUAGUAAAAUAGUUUUCGCCGGAGCCUACCCACACGGUUGCUCACCAUCCUACCUAUCGGCUUUUUUAAAUUCAUCUUCCGCUACUGAUUCAUUUGGGUGUUUAAAGGAUUAUAAUGAUGUUUUCGCACACCAUAACGAUCAACUUCAAAAAGCUUUUGAAGUAUUACGAAUUGUAAAUCCAAAUGCGACCAUUAUUUACAAUGAUGUAUAUAUUGCAACAUAUACAAUAAUCGAAAAUCUUCCAACUCUUGGAUUUAAGACAUAUAGAAAAGCUUGUUGUGGAAUUGGAGGUGAAUUUAAUGUUAGUCCUGGACUGGAUAAAAUGUGUGGAGCUAAAGGUAUACCGGUUUGUACGAAUCCUAAAGAACACGUAUUUUGGGACGGAGCUCAUUUCACUCAUCAAGCUAAUAAAGUUUUAUCGGAUUAUCUUAUAAAAGAAAUGCUAUCUAAACUUCAAUGUACAGUUUGAAAGAAAUUUUAAUAUUU
Molecule: messenger RNA, 2037 nt
Organism: Mercurialis annua (annual mercury)
Lineage: Eukaryota; Viridiplantae; Streptophyta; Magnoliopsida; Malpighiales; Euphorbiaceae
Product: acetylajmalan esterase-like
Exons: 8
Coding region: 308-2020 (570 amino acids)
Molecular function (GO): hydrolase activity, acting on ester bonds
Source: RefSeq, a predicted model, not a curated record